AUGGCUGCUUCAUCUUCUUCGGCAUCACUUUUCGGAUUCAGAGAAGAGGAUCCAAAUCAAAUGAAUCAACAGCAACAUUCCUUGCCACCGUCAUCAACAACUGCAGCUCCAGCUACUGCUGCAACAUCUCAGAAGAAAAAGAGAAACCAACCUGGAACACCAAAUCCAGAUGCAGAGGUAAUAGCACUAUCUCCCAAGACCCUAAUGGCAACAAACAGGUUUAUCUGUGAGGUAUGCAACAAAGGGUUCCAAAGAGAGCAAAACCUACAGCUCCACAGAAGAGGACACAACUUGCCUUGGAAGCUUAAGCAGAAGACAACAAAAGAGCCUAAGAGAAAGGUCUAUCUCUGUCCUGAGCCCACAUGUGUUCAUCAUGACCCUUCAAGAGCACUCGGUGACCUCACCGGAAUUAAGAAACACUUCUCUCGCAAACAUGGCGAGAAGAAAUGGAAGUGUGAUAAGUGCUCUAAGAAAUACGCUGUUCAAUCCGAUUGGAAAGCACAUUCCAAAACAUGUGGCACAAGAGAAUACAGAUGUGACUGCGGCACUCUCUUCUCCAGGAGAGACAGUUUCAUAACUCAUAGAGCCUUCUGCGAUGCAUUGGCUCAAGAGGGUCCAAGACAGCCACCAAUAACCCUAACUGGUGCCAUUGGAUCCCAUCUUUUCGGAGGUGGCGGCAGCGGUGGAGGUGGCGGCAACAACAACAACAGCAUGGGCUUAAACUUAUCCCAAGUUGCUCCACAAAUGGCUAACAUGCAACAUCAGCAAGACCAUCACAGCAAUUCAGCCACUGAAAUCCUGCGACUCGGUGCAGCCGCGAGUCGAACCGGACAAUUCGACCACCACAACAUUCUCCAGUCCACUUUCAGACCUAAUUCCUUCUUCAACAACAACAUGCAUGAGGCAAACCAAAACUAUAUCCCUGACCAAGGAUUAAUGAUGCAGCAGAAUAACAACAACAGCGGCAAUAACAGCAAUCUCUUCAAUAUUCCGAAUUUCCUUUCGAGUAACAGUACUACUAAUACUAACAGUAGCAACAACUCAUUCUCUGAGCACUUGAAUAUGAAUAAUGAAGGGACAAAUUUCUUCACUGGAUCAGGUGGAACAAGUAGUGCUCCAUCACUUUUCAGCAACUGUUUCCCUCAAGGAGGUGGAAACAGUAGCAACAACAACAUGAAUGCUGUUACUGCUAUAUCUUCAAUGUCAGCAACUGCACUUCUUCAGAAAGCUGCUCAAAUGGGUGCAACUUCAAGCAAUGGAAACGGUACUACCGCAACUUCGCUUCUCAAGAGCUUCGGUAACAACACUCCUGCUACUAAUUCAGCGUCUUCCGGUGGUGUUACUACUGGUGCUGGUGUUGCUGGUGCCAGUGCCGGUGAGCAUAACAGAAUUCUCCAGAUGGGAGGUGGAAGCGUAAACUAUGGCUUUGGCGGCGGGAAUAAUGAACAGACUAAUUUGCAAGAUUUGAUGAACUCUUUUGCUGCUACGGGAAAUGCUUCAAUAUUUGAAACGGGAAGAGGAGGUUUAGGGCUUGGAAGUGGAGGUGCAGAUAGCAGUCAACUAACUCGUGACUUUUUAGGAGUUGGAGAGAUAGUAAGAAACAUGAGCGGUGUUGUUGGAGGACAAAGGGAACAACAACAACAACAACAGAAUCAUCAACAUGCAGCAGCUGCAUUUAACUUGCCAGGUUCCAUGGAAGGAGAUCAAAGAAACAUUCAUGCUGCCCAGUCCUUUGGAAGCGGAGGAAGAGGAGGAGCUGGUGGUGGAGCAGGAGCAGGAACUUUUCACUAA
Lathyrus sativus (Indian pea) is the source of this 1791-nucleotide messenger RNA. The record is from the annotation of a GenBank genome assembly. NCBI's taxonomy places the organism in Eukaryota, Viridiplantae, Streptophyta, Magnoliopsida, Fabales, Fabaceae.